This is a messenger RNA of Impatiens glandulifera, 1851 nucleotides long. RefSeq names its product 2-methylpropanoate--CoA ligase CCL4-like. NCBI's taxonomy places the organism in Eukaryota, Viridiplantae, Streptophyta, Magnoliopsida, Ericales, Balsaminaceae. The transcript has 2 exons. The record is from RefSeq and is a predicted model, not a curated record. The coding region runs from base 37 to 1695 and encodes 552 amino acids.
UUAAAGAAAGAGAGGAGAGAGACUGAGAAAGAAGAGAUGGAUGAGUUAAAGCCCAGACCUGAAAAUUCCACACCAUUAACCCCGUUGGGAUUCCUAGAGAGAGCUGCAACAGUUUACGGCGACUGCACAUCGAUCAUCUAUAACUCUGUAACCUACAAUUGGUCGGAGACCCACCGGCGAUGCCUUCAGCUCGCUUCGUCCAUCCAAUCCAUCGGCAUUCGCCGGAGCGACGUCGUCUCCGUUCUCGCUCCAAACAUCCCGGCGAUGUACGAGCUCCACUUUGCGGUUCCCAUGGCAGGCGCCGUACUCAACACUAUUAACACCCGUCUCGACUCCCGCACCAUCUCCGUGCUCCUCCGUCACAGCGAAUCCAAACUCAUCUUCGUCGACUACCAGUCAUCGUCCCUGAUACUCGAAGCUCUCUGCCUCUUCCCACCGAAUUCUCCCCGUCCCUUACUCAUCCUCAUCAAUGAGGUCGGUCAAGUACUCGAAUCCCCGACGACGACCACCCUUGAUUUUAUCUCCACUUAUGAGGAUUUUGUGAACAAGGGUCGUCCGGACUUCGAGUGGGUUCGACCGGUUAGCGAGUGGGAUCCGAUUGUCCUAAACUAUACCUCCGGGACCACAUCGUUGCCGAAAGGUGUCGUCCAUUGCCACCGCGGGAUUUUCAUCAUGACCAUUAAUUGUUUAAUGGAUUGGGGCGUGAAGAAGCAGCCGGUUUACUUGUGGACACUGCCAAUGUUUCACGCCAACGGUUGGUGCUUCCCGUGGGGAAUUGCGGCGAUGGGCGGCGUUAACGUAUGCCUCCGUAAAUUCGAUGCAGUUUCCAUAUUCGAGGUAAUUCGUGUACACAACGUGACCCACAUGUGCGGUGCCCCGAUUGUACUCAACAUGUUGACAAACAGCCCAGAUGGGAAACCACUCAUAAACCCGGUUCAGAUUAUGACCGCCGGCGCACCCCCACCGGCAGCCGUGCUCUUGAAAACUGAGGCGUUAGGUUUUGUUGUCAGCCAUGGUUAUGGGCUGACGGAGACGGCUAGCAUAGUGGCUUCAUGCGCCUGGAAUCCAAACUGGGACAAACUAUCGCCUGAGAAGCGGGCUCGGAUGAAGGCGAGGCAGGGCGUUGGAACGUUGAUUAAUGUAGUUGAUGUGGUCGAUCCGGAAACCGGGAAGAGCGUGAACCGGGACGGGUCGACCCUUGGAGAGGUAGUUAUACGGGGCGGGUCUUUAAUGUUGGGUUAUUUGAAAGAUCCGGUCGGAACUUCCAAAUGCAUUAAGGAUGGUUGGUUUUACACGGGAGACGUUGCGGUGAUGGAUCCGGACGGGUAUUUAACGAUAAAAGACCGAUCGAAAGACGUGAUAAUAAGCGGGGGAGAGAAUAUUAGCAGCGUGGAGGUGGAGUCGGUUCUCUAUACGCACCCGGCGGUGAAAGAGGCUGCGGUUGUGGCGAGGGACGAUGAGUUUUGGGGGGAGACGCCGUGCGCUUUUGUGUGCCUGAAGGAGGGGAUAAAAGUGGGGACAUCGGAGAAAGAGUUGGUGGAAUAUUGCCGUGAAAGGUUGCCUCAUUUCAUGGCGCCGAAGACGGUGGUAUUCAUAAAGGAGCUGCCGAAAACUUCUACUGGAAAAAUUAAGAAGUUUGAGCUUAGAGAGCAGGCCAAAGCUAUGGGUCCAGGAAUUAAGAUGAGUGGUCCUUGACUUUACCAUAUCUUAUCCUUUGUCUUGAAAAAAAUGCACAUACUAGUUUGGAAUCGUGGUAUCCCUCUUGUUUCUACAUCUGUUGUUUGGAAACGCCAAUCACUAAUUGGUGGCUGGGAUCAGCUCCAGUUCAUCUCUAUGAUUUUGUUUAAUUGG